Petromyzon marinus (sea lamprey) is the source of this 1377-nucleotide messenger RNA. The record is from the annotation of a RefSeq genome assembly. NCBI's taxonomy places the organism in Eukaryota, Metazoa, Chordata, Hyperoartia, Petromyzontiformes, Petromyzontidae.
AUGUUAAAACUCAUCAUCCCUUCAAUUAUACUAAUUCCAAUAACCUUUUUAAUUAACAAAAAAAGCUUACUAUGAACUGCUACAACUUUCUUCAGCUUUUUAAUCGCAGCUCUAUCAACACUUACAUUAAAUAUAGAUGUAGCUGAACAUAAUUCAACCAAUCCCCUUCUAAGCAUUGACCAAUUUUCAUGCCCAUUAAUUAUGCUAUCUUGUUGACUUCUUCCCCUAACUAUCAUAGGCAGUCAAGCACAUAUAAAAACUGAACCAAUUACACGACAAAAGACAAUAAUUUCUCUACUUAUUCUUCUCCAAGUCCUUCUAUGUAUUACCUUCGGAGCCUCCAACCUACUUAUAUUCUAUAUCGCUUUCGAAACUACUUUAAUCCCCACUCUUCUAAUUAUCACUCGUUGAGGUAACCAAAAGGAGCGACUCACAGCAGGCCUAUAUUUCCUAUUCUACACUCUAUCCGCCUCUCUCCCCCUCCUCCUUGCCCUUAUCAUAAUUCAAACUCAUUUAAACUCCUUAUCAAUCUAUAUUAUUCCUCUAUCUAAUCUCACCCUAUUAUUAAACACACCUUGAUCUGAAACCUUAUGAUGAAUCGCCUGUUUCCUGGCCUUUUUAAUCAAAAUACCCCUAUAUAUCUUUCACUUAUGAUUACCAAAAGCUCACGUAGAGGCUCCCAUCGCAGGCUCUAUAAUUCUAGCUGCAAUUCUAUUAAAACUAGGAGGUUACGGUAUAAUUCGUAUAUCAUCUUUAUUUAUUCCACUAACUAAAGAUCUGGCUGUCCCAUUCAUAAUUAUCGCCAUAUGAGGGAUAAUCGUAACUAGUUCAAUUUGUCUACGACAAACAGAUCUAAAAUCUAUAAUCGCUUACUCGUCUGUCAGCCAUAUAGGCCUAGUCGUAGCCGGCAUUUUCACAAUAACUCCAUGAGCAUGAUCUGGGGCUCUUGCAAUAAUAAUUGCCCAUGGAUUAGUAUCAUCAGGUCUAUUGUGUCUCGCUAAUAUUACAUAUGAACGCACUCAUACACGUUCUAUCUUCAUAAACCGAGGUUUAAAAACUUUAUUCCCUCUAAUAUCAUUCUGAUGACUUAUAAUAACUUUCGCCAAUAUAGCACUACCACCAUUCCCAAACUUCAUGGCAGAAAUUUUAAUCAUUACCUCCUUAUUUAACUGAUCAAACUGAACCAUCUUACUACUAGGGCUAAGCAUAACCUUAACUGCCCUUUUCUCAUUAAAUAUACUUAUUAUAACUCAACAUGAACACCCAAAUAAACAUGCACCAGUUAACCCAAGUACCACCCGUGAACACCUACUUAUACUUAUACACAUAGCCCCUAUUAUCCUUCUCAUUGCUAACCCAAGCGCUAUUAUAAUUAGA